Molecule: messenger RNA, 1282 nt
Organism: Pocillopora verrucosa
Lineage: Eukaryota; Metazoa; Cnidaria; Anthozoa; Scleractinia; Pocilloporidae
Source: RefSeq, a predicted model, not a curated record
AAUGCAGAUGUCGUUCAAAGACUUCUCAUUGGUGCUUACGACGUUUCUUUCAAAAUGAGGCAGUCAUCACGUAAUUACCUCGGGGUUCAAGCAGACAAUGGAACAUAUUUAGUUGGCAACGUAAGUAAAAACGUGCAGGAAGUUUCUGUUGCUAACACAGUUAUCCAGUAUACCCGCAAGAAGUCAAAGUACAAAGUGAUACUCACGAUUCCAGGUCCUACAGAUCAGAUUCUUAAAGUAGUGUAUGUUUAUGUCCAAGGUGGAAAUCCAGGAGUAGACUUUGACUUUAAAAGGGUCGUGCAACCUUCCGACACACCGCCUGAGAAUAAAUUUGAAUGGGUGACAUACACGUGGUCCGCCUGUUCCACAACGUGUGGCCAAGGUGUUCGUACACGCUCAGCGAGAUGUAUUCGGUCAGAUGACAAAACACCCGCCAGCGAUGAAGCUUGUGGAGAGAAAAUUACAAGUGAAUCAUGCCAGGUCAAGGACUGUCCCUCGGAAUGGCACACCACUGAUUGGUCAACAUGCUCCAGAUCAUGUGGCAAUGGGUUGCAGACACGCGAUGUCAUCUGCCGUAAGAAGAUCAACCCUACAGAGUAUGGACCAAGCACAAACUGUCCUGCUAAUCAAAAACCCAGCAUUUCUGAGAAUGUUCGAUAUUGUAACAGCAUCGAUUGCUUGGCUGAUUGGGACACUCAAGAGGGGCUACUGAGAGACAAAUGCGGGGAGCCAAUUGAUCCAGCGACGCUCUCUUGUUACCGAUUGGAUCAGUUUGGCCAGAAAGCCAUGGUUCCGAAUCUUUUAUGUAGGUACAGAGCUAAGCCGACACGUCUCCCGUGUACAACUACAUCAUAUCGUUCACAAUCAUAUCGACAUCAAUAUGCAAUAUUUACCAGCGUAUUGGUUCCUGUGCUUCAGAUGUUGCUGGAGUAUUAUAAUUUGGGAUAGGUUGCAUUUACUGACGUCUGUCCUUGAAGGAACUUUGAUUUUAAAUUGUUAGAGGUCCCUUUUGUUGCAAGUCAAAUGGCUCUCUCUCCUUGGGAGUGGGAAAGGAUGCUCUGUUACAUAUAUAAAUGAUUUCAAGUGUGACAGUACAAUCAAAUCAGCUUCUUCUUAGAGUUCAAUCAUUGCGAAUGUCCUUAAAUAUAUUUUAACAAAUUUGAAUGGAAACUUUACCUUGGGUGUCUACUAGCAUCUCAGCUAAAAUGAGAAGCACAGAAUAAAAAAUAAAAUAAUCCGUCAGCAGAAUUAAAUAAUCCGUCAGCAGUACCGUUUACUGGCA